AUGGAGCAGCCUACUGCGGCGAAUGCGGACUCCCUGUCCAAGCCGCGGAAGACGAGUCGACGCAAGCACCAGGAAGACGAAGACGACGAUGGGGCCAAGAGGCGUUGCAUCUCCUCCGCCUGCGUCGCGUGUAGAGCACGCAAAAGUAAAUGCGAUGGCAAGACUCCAGCUUGCGCGGCAUGCGCUCAGAUCUACGGAACUGCAUGUGUAUAUGACCCCAAUUCCGACCACCGCCGGAAGGGAGUCUACAAGCACCCUGUGAAGUCGAAGAAUACCACAUUGGAUACUCUGGUGCAGGCUCUUUUGAAUUUGGAAGAAGAUGAAGCAAUUGCCCUUGUCCGGGAGAUGCGCCAAUGCGAUAGUCUUGACCUCGUUGCUGAACGAAUCGCUGCCCAGGUCAGUGCCGCCGGUUCAGACAACGAUGGCGCCGGGCUUCUGGACUCGAGCGCUUCUGCCGCCGCGGAGGCUACGUUCGAAACCCAACUUGCCGGUCGGAUCGGAGAUCUUCGAUUAGAUGAUGGUACUGUCAGAUACAUUGGCGGCACCUCACAUCUCAUCCACCUCGACAGUGAAGACGAUAACUCCGACGUGCAAGAGUAUCACCAACAAGAGAACGCCACAGCCUCGUGGACGACAGUGACCAGCGACACCGAUCUGAUCGACCAUCUGUUGACCAUGUACUUUGCCUGGCAUUACCCAUUCUUCACUUGUCUCCCAAAGGAUCUAUUCUUCCGCGACUUUCUUCUUGGAAACUCACCGUCUCACAUCAAAAGAAAGAAUUCCUACUGUACAUCGUUGUUAGUCAACGUCAUGCUCGCAAUUGGCUGCCACUUCACCUCUCGGUCCGGUGCAAGAGAGAACCCCGAUGAUCCGGCUACAGCUGGCGACCACUUCUUCAAAGAGGCCAAGCGACUCAUCAUGGAGCAUGACGAACACGAGCGCCCAUGUCUGACCAACAUCCAGGCAUUCGCACUCAUGUCCGUUCGCGAGGUGGGAUGUGGACGUGAGUCCAAAGGCUGGGUGUACUCCGGCAUGGCCUUUCGUUUGGCCCAAGAAAUGGGGCUACCAUACCACAUACAACUGACCAAAAACUUGGGCGAAGCGGAACAAGACGCCAGAAGAAUCACCUUUUGGGGUUGCUACCAGUUCGAUGCGUGCCACUCCAACUACCUCGGCCGGCUGCCUCAACUUCCCAACUCCAUGAUUACCGUGCACAAAAUCGACGCCUUCCCAAACGAGGAAGCAGAAGAAUGGACUCCCUACACCGACUCUGGAACUCAGAAUUCACAUUCUCAGCCAGCGAGAUAUAGAGCGGUGGCCCUGCAUAUCACCAAGCUGUGCGAGAUCUCCAACGACAUCAUGCUGGGCUUCUACAAUCCUUCUCACACUGAAACAGUCCGCAGUCGAGCGGCCGAGUUGAAGAAGCUUAGCGCCCUCCACAUCAGACUGGAAGACUGGCGGCGAGAGCUGCCCAAGGAGUUGGAAGCGCGCGAGGGCGCACUACCUAGCGUUCUGAUCAUGCACAUGUUCUGCCACCUUCUAUUCAUCAACCUUUUUCGACCCUUCCUGAGGUACUCAUCAACAACUUCGCCUCUUCCGCCAUCCGUCAACCCGCGCAAACACUGCACACAAGCCGCCGCCGCCAUCUCGAGGGUGAUGAGGUUCUACAAGCGAAGCUUUGGGCUCCGACGGAUCCCCAACAUCUGCAUCUACAUCUUGUACGUCGCCUCCACAAUCCACCUCCUCAACCUUCCCCAAAAGGACGCGAGCAAGGAUCUGGUGCACGCCAUCAGGCACCUCGAAGAAAUCUCCGACUGUUGGCCAGCCGCAAAGCGCUCGCUGGCCAUCCUAUCCGCCCUCUCCCACCGGUGGAAAGUGCAAGUCCCCGAAGCAGCUCACGAUAAGUUCGAGAAGUACCAAAGCCGGGCUUCGCCAUCGCCCGCUCUAAAACAGCGGCAAGCAGCAUUGGCAGCAGCGGCAGCGGCGGAGCCUAGUCCCACGCAACUCGCAGAGCCACUGAAUUGGGCAGAUGCCACGCUCCAGCAGCUCCCGAGCGUCUUCGCAAGCGGCGCACCCCUCCCACUUACUGAUGUCGCGCCCGCACUCCCACAGGUCUCGGCAGAAGCAUACUCCAUGCUCUUCUACAAUCACAACACAGAAGGCCAAGCGGAGCAAGUCCACCAAGUCCACACUGCAGCGCAACAACAACCACAGCAAUCGCAAAUAACGACCCCUCAAACCACCGUCGACUCCCGGCCCUUCCAGCCCUCGACACCAGACAUGUUCGGCGGCGUGCAGCAGCUCCUCCGCGAAGGGCAGCAGCAGGACUGGACCUUCCGAGACCCCAUGCCUGUGCCCGCAGAACUCGGCAGCUGGGCGGGCAACUGGAGUACCAUGAUUAUGGAUCCGUCCAUGUGGGCCGAUGCUCUCGCUCCGGAGAAUGGGAGCGGGGCUGCUAUGGCUGGGAAUAUUCAGCCGGCGGUGCAUGUGGUGAAUGCGCAGGCGUCCGCGAUGGGGGAUGUGUAUCAAGAUGGCGGCGCUACUGCGACGAAUGAUGGCGAGCAUCAGCAGCAGCCAGGCGUUGUCAAUUGGCUGAAUGAGCAGAUGGGGACGUACGAUGAGAGUGCUUGGUACGGAUGA
Messenger RNA from Neohortaea acidophila, 2640 nucleotides. RefSeq names its product fungal-specific transcription factor domain-containing protein. The coding region runs from base 1 to 2640 and encodes 879 amino acids. Gene Ontology annotation, biological process: regulation of DNA-templated transcription; DNA-templated transcription. Gene Ontology annotation, molecular function: DNA binding; zinc ion binding; DNA-binding transcription factor activity, RNA polymerase II-specific. Lineage: Eukaryota; Fungi; Ascomycota; Dothideomycetes; Mycosphaerellales; Teratosphaeriaceae. The record is from RefSeq and is a predicted model, not a curated record. The transcript has 2 exons.